Drosophila ananassae is the source of this 1268-nucleotide messenger RNA. Its product is annotated as coiled-coil domain-containing protein 34. The record is from RefSeq and is a predicted model, not a curated record. The transcript has 2 exons. Lineage: Eukaryota; Metazoa; Arthropoda; Insecta; Diptera; Drosophilidae. Bases 149 to 1123 code for a protein of 324 amino acids.
AAUCAUUUACAAGUCCGAGCCCUAUCAAAUCGGGUCCAAAAUAAUAAAAACCCUAAAAAAUUUUUGUCAUUCCAUAAAUCGGGUCAAGAAGUUAGUUUAUUUUCACGUUCAAAGAGGCACAUUUCAGGAGAUUUUUGAUAUUUGAAAAAUGGCAUUCUCUGGACACGUAAGCCUAUCAGGACAACUAAUUCGCGAUGAAAUAUAUAGCGGGAAAACGCUCAACCGUCGAUCCACAUCUUCGUGCGGAUCACCCGCCUCGCUGCUUUCGCCCAAACCAUCGCCCCAAAGCAUCCCAUCCCAGAACUAUUUGGCAAAGGACGAGAAGUUCGUUUCCAUGUUAUCUGUUGCCGAAUUGGAGAAAUCAUCGCCCCACUCUACGGACAGUUGGUCAGUUAUGUACGAAGGAUUCAAGCCGUCUGAGAGCCCAAGUGACUUGAUCCCCUCACUGCACUUCAGUUCUCAGGCGAGCUCCCUGAAUUAUUUGCGACACGUAGACAGUAUGAAGGGACACCGUGAGCCUGAUGCUGCCUAUGCGAACUGGUACUCCGCCAAGCAGAGACAGCGCCAGAAGCAGAUACAGCGCCUGAAGCGGGAACAAGACUACGACCAGCAGCGGGUGAAGGAGCGCAAGCAGCUGGCCCAAAUGUGCUACGACCAGUGGUUAAAGGACAAAGCCCGUUUGGCAGCAAAUCAACGGUUGGAAAAGCACCUUCAAACGGCGGCGAUGCAAGCCAGCAUGGCACUAUCCAAAAGUCCUAUCGAUCCACCCUUAGCUUUGUCGAAGGCCGUAUCACUGCCUAUAAAGACAAGCCAACCCAGCAAGCCAUCACGGAACGUAUCCCAGGACGAGAUUCGGAAGGUGGUGGAGGGCUGGUGGAUAAAGAAGCAGCAGCAGCAAAGGGCCCAGCGUGAGGCAAAGAGGCAGGAUAUUAUGUUCAAGGCUCUGGAGGAAGAGCGCCGCAAGCAAAUGGCUGAGGUGGCAUGGCAUAAGUGGAUGUCCACCGUGAACGCGAAGCCAAAGCCAGUGCCCCUCAACCAAGGAAUGGACUCCCUUCGUGGCACCAUCUCCCAUUUGUAUGUCAAUCCCCAGCCUUGGCUGGGCCCCAUCCAGUCACCAAAGUAAUAGCCGGUCAUUUUUGUAUACACUAUUCUGAUUUGUAGUCUCUGUAUUGCAACUAAAUAAGUAAUUUAAAUUAUAUAAAAAUUGUUUAGCCAAUGUAUUGUUCGAAAGAGAAGAAAAUUAAAAAAUUGUUAAUCAGUAAAAUGUA